Momordica charantia (bitter melon) is the source of this 740-nucleotide messenger RNA. It is a transcript of the gene PDE337, whose product is annotated as VQ motif-containing protein. NCBI's taxonomy places the organism in Eukaryota, Viridiplantae, Streptophyta, Magnoliopsida, Cucurbitales, Cucurbitaceae. Gene Ontology annotation, cellular component: nucleus. The record is from RefSeq and is a predicted model, not a curated record.
UCUCUCUAUAACAAAUUAACCACUUUUUUUUUUUCUUUUUCUUCUUGACAUCAAAUCAAUAAUUAGUCCCCUCCUCCGGCGCAACGCCGACCACCAUGAGCCCAGCUAAAUCCUGCGACAUCAAUGGCCCACGCCCAUCUCCCUUGUUGAUCCAUAAACACUCUCGCUUGAUUCGUAAGCCGCCGCCGCAGCUCCGGCAGCCGCUCAUUAUUUACACCCAUUCCCCCAAAAUCAUCCACACCCAGCCCAAGGAUUUCAUGGCCCUCGUCCAGCGCCUCACCGGCUUCACCCCGCCGCCGCCGCCCCACGCCGACGACUCCGACAGAAAUAACAACGUUAAUUUUGAUAACGAUUCUUCCUCGGUUCUAACGGAGGAGGUUAAUUGUGGGGACCACAACCACCACCCCUCCUACGUUAAGGAAGUCCAGAGUCAGAGUCAGAGCCAUUCGUUUUUGGCCGACGUUCCGUUAUUCACGCCGGCGGGUCUCCGAUAUGCGCCCGAUGCGACGUCGUUUGCGUCCCCCGGCUUGCCUAAUUCCUUGUCCCCCUCUUUCAUGGAGUUUCUCAAAGGCUUGCCCGAAUUUUAGGAUCAUCCGUCAUCUUAUUAAAUUUGAAUUUUUUUCCUUUUCCUGGGAAUUUUUAAUUUGUGUUAAAAUCUUGUUCAUAAACUUGGAUUGAUCCAAUCCAUUAGAGAAACAACUAUAAUUUGUGAAUUAGUUAUCAUAAUUAUUCAAUUCAUU